This is a messenger RNA of Porites lobata, 399 nucleotides long. Lineage: Eukaryota; Metazoa; Cnidaria; Anthozoa; Scleractinia; Poritidae. The record is from the annotation of a GenBank genome assembly.
UCAUAUACUUCUCUUUUCGGCAAGUUAUUUCGAGACGACAUGGCCAGUAGAACCUCAGUUUGGAUAUUAUGCGACCACACAUUUAAAAGUGCUGCUAAUAUUGGUUUUCUAAGGGAAAGUGAUGGGAAAUGCCUGUGGAUCAAACUGUUCAAAUGUGUCUUUAUCGUUAUAGGGGAAGGUGGACAUAUCCUACACUGGAAAUUUACACGUGGUGAAUCUUUUGAAGAGGUUAGAGAUAUCUUCAUCCAGUUUAAGGAGAGACUGCAGACACGGGGUGUCAAACUGAGGGGAGUUGUCAUUGUCAGCUGCUGCAAAUGGAAAAGUUCUCUCACAGCCAUUUUUCCUGAUGUUGACAUCAGACUGGAUCUCUUUCAUGCACUCCAACGGUGUUUGAAAACU